CCGAAAAUAUGAGAUAGCUGUGUUUGCUGUUUUCGUAUCGUCUUUCGUUCUCGUGGACGUGGUGCGCAAUACCGUGUUUACCGUGUUGCCAAGCUUUCUUAUUGGUUGGUGCACGCUUCGUUCGUCGGAGCGAAUACCAGCCUUUGUUCUACGAUUCAAAUCGACCAAUGCGCGGGAGUCUGCUGUCAAAAGUCACCGCCGCAAAGUGUCCCCGCGCGUCUACAAGCAAGUCAACGAUCAACGUAGUCUCGAGGUGACGCUGAGUACGGCCAUUAUUCGAAAUUCGGUGGGUCGCGCCACGACCAACGUUGCCACGUUUCGGAGAGCUGGGAGUAUAACAUCAUCGUGUUCCGUGAACGAUUCCUGGAAGAAUCAUCUCUCCGUAAUUGGGACGUGUGUGAACAAAGCAUCGAAACUGAUGCAAAAACGGACGGCUUUUAAUCUCGUGCUGUGCGCGUGUUAAAGAGUCCGAUAGAAGUGUGUGGUGGCGUGAGCAACAGCAGCAAGUGGGGCUGGAAUCACGAUCCAAAAACAUUGAGGCACGGAACGACAAACGCCGGAUAGAGAGGAAAUCGCCGCGACGAGAAGUGGGAGAGUGAGACACAGAGCAGGUUGCUUCUCGGUUGAAAUAUCAUUGGUUAUUGGUAACUGGUACAAGGGGACGGCGACGUUGCCAGUGCAAAAAGACUAAAAAAAUAUGAGCGCACGAGUAUUGAAUCCGGUGAUGAUGACGGAAAUGAGUAGGAAUUUGGGUGGAGGUCGAACGGCCCCGAGUCGAGCAGCCCUUGCUCGUGUCAGAAGGGAUCUGUUCGGUCCUGUCGAUCACGCCGCCGCUCGUGCAUUAGCAGAACGGGAGCUUCGCGCUCAAUCUAUGCUCGACGCCGAGAGAUGGGGAUUCGACUUUCACUUGGAGAUACCGCGGGCAAAUUCAAGGUACGAGUGGGAACUCGUCACGCCGCAGGACGUGGUACCAGAGCCCUAUGCUCUGCGUGGUAUGCCCUACUUAAGGAAACACACACCUGGCACGCCUCGUAAGUCCCGGGAUUCCUCACCCACCACGAAAUUCCUUCGUAAAGAGACCCCGGCGACUCCGAUCCUUCAGAAAGCGGAAAGGACGCCGCCGCAAGAGCCAAGGGUACCUCAAAUUGGAGGCGAAGUCACCAUGAACGAAAUAUUCGACCUGGAGGCGGAUAAGAAAAUGUACAUCGUCGAACCCACUACCCCCAUUUUAUCGACCUCCGCGACGAGGAAACAGUCCUCCAUAACCGACUUCAUGAAGAGUCGCAAGCGUAGCCUAAACGGUAGCGCGAAGAGCAUGAUAGAGCCGCCGGAGAAAAUGUCCCGCAACGCGGGUCAGAUACGCAGCUAAGGAGCCUCCCGAGCUUCCUACUUCAGCCUCGCUGUCCUUCCAUCUCUUCGCGCGAGAGGGGCAGGAAACACUGGAAGCAAGCAAGAAAGCAACCAAGCAAAGCAUCACUGCCGGGAGGAACGAGAAAGGCAGAGGCAAGAGAGCUCUGGCAGGCAGGAGGCGCGCGAGGUCCGUUGGCUGUGCCAUUCACACAUAGAUUUAUCCGCCAUGAAUAUAGAGACGGAAAACGGUGGCCAGUGAAAAGAAAAAUAUGUCGCUCCGUUUUUCGUUACGACGUAUAUACUACACACACAUACAUACACACAGCAUAUAUAUAUAUUUUUCGUAGCCAUGCCACGGAAAUUAUAAAUUAAUAAUAACAACGACCACGUAACGAAGGACCGGACACAGAAGGAAGAACGAUACGCCGCGGUUGUUGCUA
Messenger RNA from Dufourea novaeangliae, 1790 nucleotides. RefSeq names its product cyclin-dependent kinase inhibitor 1 (gene dap). NCBI's taxonomy places the organism in Eukaryota, Metazoa, Arthropoda, Insecta, Hymenoptera, Halictidae. The coding region runs from base 698 to 1369 and encodes 223 amino acids. The transcript is spliced from 2 exons. The record is from RefSeq and is a predicted model, not a curated record. Gene Ontology annotation, cellular component: nucleus. Gene Ontology annotation, biological process: regulation of cell cycle. Gene Ontology annotation, molecular function: cyclin-dependent protein serine/threonine kinase inhibitor activity.